This is a messenger RNA of Miscanthus lutarioriparius, 1239 nucleotides long. The record is from the annotation of a GenBank genome assembly. Lineage: Eukaryota; Viridiplantae; Streptophyta; Magnoliopsida; Poales; Poaceae.
AUGGCGAGGACCGCCCACCGACCCCACACCCAACGCCGCUGCCGCCGCCGUGGCAUCGUCGUCAUGCUCCGGCUCCGGUCGCCACCGACUCUCCACGAGGAGUGGGCUAUGAGGAGGUGGUUUGACAAAAAAUGUGAUCGCUACAAAGGACACCCCGACACUGUUGAAUGUGAAGGCUUUGGUUCAUGUGGCCCGAAAAUGCCUAAGAAUGCUCAUGCACAUUUUAUGUUGGGUUUGAUGUAUCAAAGGCUUGGUCAGGCACAGAAGGUAAAUCUUUCUCUUGAAAAAUUGAAGUUGCUUAGCGUUUAUGUAAAAGCUCAAGUAGCUGCAGAAACCUUUCAGGCAAUAGCAUCAUAUGAAAAGUCAACUGAAAUACUGCUACAAGAUGAGGAAGAAGUGCGGAGGCCUGAUUUACUCUCAUCAUGCAUUUUGCAAGCAAGUAUGGGGGAUAGUUUUGAUGAAGAGCUUGAAACUGGCGAGGUAGAUGACAUUCUUGCCAAGUUGAAGAGUUCAGUUGAGUCAGAUCACAGGCAAGCAGCUGUUUGGAAUAUCCUAGGUUUAGUUCUUCUUCGGGGUGGUCAAAUACAGUGGGGAUCUAGAGCUGUCUGCAAAGUGCUUUCAAGAACUUCUUCUAAAAGACCAAAACCACCCACGGCUGCUCUGGUGAACUAUGCAGUUCUUCUUCUCUGUAGAUAUGGAUCUUUGGGCAGGGGGCAAUGUCAGCACAGGCCCUUACCUGCAUCAGAAAGAAGCCUUAGUUGUUGCAAAGAGUGCUUACUUGCAGCAGUGAAGGCUGAUCCUAGAGCUGCAUCAGUUUGGGUUAAUCUUGCAAAUGCAUAUUACAUGGAUGGUGAGCAUAGGAACUCAAAGAGGUGCUUGGAGCAGGCAGCAAAAUUGGAACCCAAUCAUAUGCCUGCUCGGUAUGCUAUUGCAGCUCAUCGUAUCAGAGAUGCUGUAAGGUCACAAUGUUCUAAUGAUCAACUUCUUUGGGCUGCAAAUGAAAUGGCAACAGUUCUAAAGAAGGAGAUCCUUCUGCAGUUGAUGCCCCAAUUGCAUGGGCUGGGCUGGCAAUGGCUCAUAGGGCACAACAUGAAAUUGCAGCCGCCUACGAUACCGAAAAACAUCAAUCUUAAUGAUGCAGAAGAGCGAGCUCAAUAUACACUAAAACAGGCAAUCCAAGAGGAUCCAGAUGAUGCUGUUCCAAUGGCAUCAACUUGGCUCUGUACAAUAUUUGCAUGA